CAGGCGCGGCCGGCCCGGGAAGGGGGAGCCCAGCGGGUUUCCCGGCAGCGGCGGGUUUCAGGGAACGUCCCCGCUCGGGGUGUGCUCGGCCCGGGUAGUGUCAGGGUGGACAAGUUUCUUAAGAAUGCACAGUGAGAAGACUGCAGUCAGGUACUAUGUUGGGAUUGAUGUUGGCUCGGCGAGUGUUCGAGCAGCUUUGGUCGAUGGCUGUGGGACAGUGGUGGCACACGCGGAGCAGCCCAUCCAAAUUUGGGAGCCCCAGCCAGACCACUAUGAGCAGUCCUCUGCAGACAUCUGGGCUGCCUGCUGCUCAGUCACAAAGAAGGUUGUCUGUGGAGUGGAUGCCGCCCAGAUUCGAGGGGUUGGUUUUGAUGCUACGUGUUCUCUUGUUGUUCUGGAUAAACAGUUCCAGCCUUUGGCAGUCAACUGUGAAGGACAGAACCAUAGGAAUGUUAUUAUGUGGAUGGAUCAUCGUGCAGUGAGUCAAGUCGAGCUCAUCAAUGCAACAAAACACAGAGUUUUGAACUAUGUAGGGGGAGCAAUGUCUGUGGAAAUGCAACCACCUAAACUGCUGUGGAUAAAGGAGAACUUGCAGGAAUCCUGGGAGAAGGCAGGCUACUUCUUUGAUCUUCCGGAUUUCUUGUCUUGGAAAGCCACAGGUGUCACUGCAAGGUCCCUCUGUACAGUCGUGUGCAAGUGGACGUACACGUCAGACAAGGGUUGGGAUGACAGCUUCUGGAAAAUGAUUGGCUUGGAAUGUUUGGUGAAGGAUAAGUAUGAAAAAAUAGGAAACCACGUCUUGUCUCCUGGAGAGGCCGUUGGAAAAGGUCUAACGCCAGAAGCUGCCAAAGAUCUGGGUCUCCCCGAAGGGAUUGCAGUGGCAGCAUCUCUCAUUGAUGCACAUGCUGGAGGACUAGGAGUAAUUGGAGCAGAUGUGAAAGGACAUAACCUGCCAUGUGAGAACCAGCCGAUUACAUCCCGAGUUGCAAUGAUCUGUGGAACAUCUUCGUGCCACAUGGGGGUCAGUGAAAAACCCAUUUUUGUUCCUGGUGUUUGGGGACCAUAUUUCUCUGCAAUGGUACCUGGAUUGUGGUUGAAUGAGGGAGGUCAAAGUGCUACAGGAAAGCUGAUCGAUCAUGUGGUCCGAGGCCAUGUUGCCUUCCCGGAAUUACAGUCAAAAGCUGCAGCCAGUGCUCACAGCAUAUAUACAUACUUGAACAGUCACCUGGAUCUGAUUAAGAAAUCUUUGCCUGUGGGUUUCCUCACUGUUGAUUUACAUGUUUGGCCAGAUUUCCAUGGUAACAGAUCUCCCUUAACAGAUCUGACACUAAAGGGCAUGGUUGUUGGACUGACAUUGUCCCGGGGUCUGGAUGAACUUGCCCUUAUCUACCUGGCCACGAUCCAAGCCAUUGCUUUAGGAACAAGACAUAUUUUGGAAACGAUGCAGGCUGCAGGACAUGAUAUCAACACGCUGUUUCUGUGUGGUGGGCUGAGCAAGAACCCUCUCUUUGUGCAGAUGCAUGCUGACAUUACUGGGAAGCCUGUUGUCCUGUCCAAAGAGGUGGAGUCUGUUUUGGUGGGUGCUGCUAUUCUUGGAGCUUGUGCUUCUGGGGAUUUUGCAUCUAUACAGGAGGCCAUGGCGAAAAUGGGGAAAAUUGGGAGAGUUGUGCAGCCCAACCACGAGCACAAAAGAAGGGGAACCACCAUGUCAUCAGCUGCUCCAAGUAUCCUGCAGAGAGGCCCAGGCUUCACAUCAAAUGGAGAAGACAAGCAUAUGGUGGUUCCAAAGAAGCAAACAGCAACUCUGAGGAAAAAAAUCCACGAGACACCCCAAGGUGAAGAUUCUUCACAAGGCAAGAGUCAGGAACAGCAGCAUGUCACACAGCUGCAGACCUUCAACACUGCUGCACCUUGCAGAGAUGUUCAGGACCUGACUAAUGGGGUUGCCAUGGCACAAGUGCUUCACCAGAUAGACGUUGCUUGGUUUGAUGCCUCUUGGCUAAAUCGCAUUAAAGAUGAUGUUGGUGACAACUGGAGAAUAAAGUCCAGUAAUCUGAAGAAGAUACUGCAAGGAAUUAUGGACUACUACCAUGAGUUCUUGGGUCAGCAGAUUUCAGAAGAGCUUAUUCCAGAUUUAAACCAGAUAUCUGAGAACUCAGAUCCCACUGAACUGGGCAGGCUUCUGCAGCUUAUUUUAGGUUGUGCAGUCAACUGUGAGAGGAAACAAGAACACAUACAAAAUAUCAUGACCCUUGAAGAGUCUGUUCAGCAUGUUGUCAUGACAGCCAUUCAAGAGCUCAUGAGCAAGGAAGUAACGAGUCCUUCCACCUGUGAUGCAUCAAGUGAAGUGGAACAGCAGCUUAAAAGAGCCUUGGAGGAUCUUCAGGAAGCGUUAGCAGAAAAAGAAGAGUUGGCACAAAGAUGUCAAGAGCUUGAUUUGCAGGUAGCUGCCCUCCAGGAUGAAAAAAACAGCUUGAUGUCAGAAAAUGAGAUUAUGAAUGACAGACUAGAGCAAUUAGACGACUCUCUUGAUGAUCCAAAUACUGUGGUGGCAAAAAAGUAUUUUAAUGCACAGUUGCAGCUGGAGCAAUUGCAAGAAGAAAACUUCAGGCUUGAAGCUGCAAAAGAUGAUUAUCGUGUCCAUUGUGAAGAUCUAGAAAAACAACUGAUUGAACUGCAGCAUAGAAACAAUGAACUGACCUCUCUGGCAGAAGAAUCUAGAGCCCUGAAAGAUGAAAAUGAUAUUCUUAGGGCUACUGCAGACAAGGCAAGUAAGCUGGAAUCAACUGUGGAAGUGUAUCGGAAGAAGCUGCAGGAUCUGAACGACUUCCGCAGACAGGUCAAGUCGCUGCAGGAGACCAACAUGAUGUACAUGCACAACACAGUCAGCCUGGAGGAUGAGCUGAAGAAAGCCAACGCAGCACGAGCCCAGCUGGAGACCUACAAACGACAGGUCCAAGAGCUUCAUAACAAACUGUCUGAAGAAUCCAAAAGAGCUGAUAAGCUGGCAUUUGAAAUGAAGAGACUUGAAGAAAAACAUGAGGCUUUAAUCAAAGAAAAAGAGAGACUGAUAGUGCAGUGUGAUGCAUUAAAAGAAACAAAUGAAGAGCUCCGGUGUUCACAGAUGCAGCAGGAUCACCUGAGUCAAACAGGUGGCUCUCGUGUUAAAAGCCAUGAGAAUCUUGCUGCUGAAAUUCUGCCAGUGGAAUACAGAGAAAUGUUUAUUCGGCUGCAGCAUGAAAAUAAGAUGCUCCUGUUGAAACAGGAAGGGUCAGAAAAUGAGCGUAUUGCAGAGCUCCAGGAACAGCUGGAGCAGAAGCACCGGACAGUGAACGAACUGGAAACUGAGAAAAGGCUGAAUGAAGAGCGUAUUGGGGGAUUACAGCAGCAGAUUGAAGAUCUGCAAAAGACUUUGCAGGAGCAGGGAUCUAAGACUGAAGGAUCCAGCAACCUGAAGCAGAAGUUGGCAGCACACAUGGAAAAGUUGAACGAAGUUCAUGAUGAGUUACAGAAGAAAGAGGCUGAUCUUGCAGAGCUCCAGCCUGAUGACAGUCAGAACCCCCAGAAGAUUGGAGAGCUGGAAGCAGCUUUACGAAAAAAAGAUGAGGAUAUGAAAGCAAUGGAAGAAAGAUAUAAAAUGUACCUUGAGAAAGCAAGAAAUGUGAUAAAAACCUUAGACCCCAAGCUAAAUCCAGCAUCAGCAGAAAUUAUGUUGCUCAGAAAACAGAUACUGGAGAAAGACAAGAAAAUUGAAGCACUAGAGAAUGAAUACAAACUGGCUAAGCUACGUGAUUAUGAGGAAAAGCUAAUUGUAACUGCGUGGUAUAACAAGAGCCUGACUCUGCAGAAGCUGGGUAUGGAAGCAAGGCUGGUUGGCAGCAGUGGUGCCUGCAAAGAUGGGCCUGGACGCUCCUUCCUGGCUCAGCAACGUCAUGUCACCACCAGCAGGAGGAAUCUCACUGUUAAAGUACCGGGGGCAACAUCUGAUUAAACCACAAGGACCAUGAGGAAAACUUACCUGCUAAAGUGUCCUUAAAUGUUUUAUAGCUUCCACUUUACUUGAGGAAAGGGGAGGUUAGAACUGGGCAGCUGCAAAUUCAACAUCAGAACUAUCAAGGAGUGAUUGAUUUGAUCAGUGGUGUGUGUGGAAGGUAGCACGUAGUUUUCCAAGUAGAUUUGAUAACUGCAGUACCUAUUUACAAGCACAACGUAAAAGAUUUAUAUUUGCCUUCAGAUUAUAUUGUAAAUAUGAAAUUUGGCACUAUAUAUUUAAAACUUUAUUUAAUGGGUUUGGGCUAGAAAGUUGACUUUUAUAAUGGGAAGAUGUUAUGCAAAAACUUACUUCAGGAAACUGGCAAUAUUGGGCAUUUUUGCUGGGCUCUUCUAAAAAUAGAUUUAAAAGAUUGGUACCAUGUUUUAAAAUAAUACAGGUUUUUUUAGAAUAGAAAGUACAGUUUUAAAUGCAAGAAAAUACUUGCAUUUAUAGAAAAAGAAAAUAAAGGUAUAGUACCAGUACAGAAGACAGGAUUUGUUUCGUAAGAAGCAGAAUUACUCAGUUUAGGAAAAAAAAAAGCUUAACUUUGUGCAUAUACACACUAAAGAAAACCUGUCUUUAAAAUGCUGAAUUCACUUAAGCCAAAAAAGCUUGUCUUUUCCUGUGUAAGA
Molecule: messenger RNA, 4665 nt
Organism: Manacus vitellinus (golden-collared manakin)
Lineage: Eukaryota; Metazoa; Chordata; Aves; Passeriformes; Pipridae
Product: hook microtubule tethering protein 1
Exons: 37
Coding region: 125-3991 (1288 amino acids)
Biological process (GO): cytoskeleton-dependent intracellular transport; carbohydrate metabolic process; cytoplasmic microtubule organization
Molecular function (GO): microtubule binding; kinase activity; phosphotransferase activity, alcohol group as acceptor
Source: RefSeq, a predicted model, not a curated record